AUGACGGCCUCGGGCGACUCGCUGAACAAACACUUGAGUGGGUUUGAAACCUUGUGGCACCACGUCCCCGGACAGGACAACCCGGCGGACUGCGCCUCCCGAGGCCUCUCUCCCGGGGAACUCGUGACGCACCCGCUUUGGUGGAAGGGCCCUCCUUGGCUCCUGGCGGAGCCGUCUUCCUGGCCGGUCGCGGACAUCGCGGCCACGGACGAGGAUCUGCCCGAGCGGCGGGUCAGAGUCCACGCGGCAGGAACCGCGCCUCAUGAAACCAAGGAACCAGACGAAUUGACUAGGUUCUCGUCUCUCGAGCGAUUGCUGCGCGUGACGGCAUGGUGUCGCAGAUGGCUUUCUCGAGUGUCAAACGAUACAGAGAGGUUGAGGUCGCCACAGUCGACCCGCUCACCGCGCUGCGGGACUCUGUCCGCCGCCGAGAUGGACGACGCACGCCUGUGCUGGGUCCGCGCCGUGCAAGCUGCGAGCUAUAAACCCGUAUUAGAGUCAAUUAAGCAGGGCAAAGCCCUGCCGAAUUCUAACUCACUCGCUCGCCUUAGUCCAUUUUUAGAUCCCAAGGGCAUCCUCCGCGUGGGCGGUCGAUUGAAGCACGCCAUUCUCUCCUUCGACGAGAAGCAUUCAGCGAUACUCCCCGGAAGAUCGCACUCGGCUGAUCGUGGAGGCCACCGACGAGCUCUGCAUGGCGGAACUCAAAUGACCUUGGGGAUGAUUCGCCAGAACUACUGGAUCCCUCGAGGGCGAGCAGUCGUUAAGGAGCUGAUCCACCGCUGCGUACCGUGCGUCCGAUGGCGGGCGGCGACCCCGCAACAGCUGAUGGGCAGCCUUCCUCGCGCGAGGGUGACUCCGGCACGACCCUUCCUCAAUACCGGCGUGGAUUACGCCGGACCGAUCCAGCUGCGCACGACCAAAGGUCGGGGACAUAAGGCAUACAAGGCCUAUAUCGCGGUGUUCGUGAGCUUGUCCACCAGAGCAGUGCACCUGGAGGUCGUCUCUGACUACACCGCCGACGCCUUCCUGGCCGCAUUAAGGCGGUUCACUUCACGCCGGGGGUUGUGUUGCAUCAUCGAUAGCGAUUGCGGGACCAACUUCGUAGGCGCCGAUGCACAAUUGCGAGCUUUCUUCGCGGCCAGCAAUUCCGAGCUGCGUCGGAUCGGCGAGCGGGUCGCCAACGAUCGGAUACAGUGGCGGUUCAACCCGCCGUCUGCUCCACAUUUUGGUGGUCUCUGGGAGGCCGCUGUCAAGUCACUCAAACACCGUCUGCGGCGCGUGCUGAGGGGCGCGACUCUAACCUUUGAGGAGAUGAGCACACUUCUCUCUCAGGUCGAGGCCUGCCUCAAUUUGCGUCCACUCCAGGCUCUGUCGGACGACCCGGAGGACCUGGCUGCGCUCACCCCAGGGCAUUUCCUAGUGGGAUCCAUGCUGACCGCCGUUCCGGAGCCUUCCAUGAUGGAGCUACCAGCGACCCGACUGUCCCGUUGGCAAAUGCUGCAGCGGGUGUGGGACCACUUCUGGGAUCGCUGGUCGCGAGAAUAUCUCCAUUCUCUCGCACAUCGCCCAAAGUGGUGCCGAGAAGAGUCGUCGUUCAAGGUCGGCCGCCUGUGCCUAGUGAGACACGAGAACACUCCGCCAACGCGAUGGCCACUGGCGCGGAUCGUCCGAGUCCACCCCGGAGAAGACGAUCAAAUCCGCGUAGUCGACGUCCGGACAGCCGCGAUCGAGCUUACGCGACCCAUCGUUAAGCUUGUCCUUCUACCUGAUACUGACGCCGAGACUGACGAAGACCAUAGUGAAUAG
Messenger RNA from Wasmannia auropunctata (little fire ant), 1806 nucleotides. RefSeq lists its product as uncharacterized. Bases 1 to 1806 code for a protein of 601 amino acids. Gene Ontology annotation, molecular function: nucleic acid binding. The record is from RefSeq and is a predicted model, not a curated record. Lineage: Eukaryota; Metazoa; Arthropoda; Insecta; Hymenoptera; Formicidae. The transcript has 2 exons. Gene Ontology annotation, biological process: DNA integration.